Molecule: messenger RNA, 690 nt
Organism: Gryllus bimaculatus (two-spotted cricket)
Lineage: Eukaryota; Metazoa; Arthropoda; Insecta; Orthoptera; Gryllidae
Source: the annotation of a GenBank genome assembly
AUGACUGAAUUCGACACUGCAGGCCACAUCCUUUCGGACCUCCACAAAGCGCCAUGUCGUAGCGCCAUGACCAGCGUGCUGCAGCAGCUGGACAACCUCGAGGGCUCGAGCGCGGGCGGCGGCAGCGCGGACGCCAUCUCUCAGCUGUUCGCCAAGUGUCGGCCGCGCAGCGACGUCAACCUGAACCCGGUGGUGUCGCCCGUGACGGCUGCAUCGACGGCGGCGGCGGCGGCUGCAGCGGCGGCGGCGGCGGCGGCUGCGACGACGACGACGGGCGGCGGAGGCGGCGCCUGCAGCGACGACGAUGGCCGCAACGACAACGUGGUGGUGGCUGGAGCCGGCGGCGGCUUGGGCGCGGGCGCGGGGCUCGCAGGCCGGGGCGCCCUGGGGCUCGCCUCGCUGGUGAUGGAGCCCUCCGCCAACAGCAGCGGCAGCGACUCUGACAGGUGCGCGUCGGGCCGCGCGGGCGACGCGGACGCGGGCUGCUGCGACGAGCGCGACGACGACGAGGACGACUCGUCGGACGACGGCGACCGGGACGACGACGACGACGACGACGAGGACCUGGUGAUCGACCACACGGGCGCGCCGGCGACGGGCUCCGCCCCUGGCGGCGGCUGCGGCGCCGGGAACGGCGUGGGCGGCGGUGAGCGGACCCGGCGCUUGCGCGUGUAUGCCCGCGCGCAAUGA